AUGCUUAGAACUACGUUUGCCACAUCCUCCAAGGCUGCCAUGGCCGCGCGCCAUUUCCAUCCCUCUCCAGCCGCCAGCAAGACUGUCUCCCAAAAGGUGUCCGAAAUUGCGGACAAGGUCAACAAGGGUGUUGGGAAAGGUCUUGCAUCAGCAAUUGACAAAGGCGAGCAAGCCGCCAAUACUGCAAAGGAGACCCUAGAUUCGACGUCGUCUGAGGCAAAACAGAAGGCGAAGGAAACUGAGAGCACGUUAAAACAAGAGGGAAAUAAAGCCGCAGCUACAGCACGCAAAGUUAAAGAUGAUGUUAGCAAAGAUUUAUAA
Molecule: messenger RNA, 321 nt
Organism: Psilocybe cubensis
Lineage: Eukaryota; Fungi; Basidiomycota; Agaricomycetes; Agaricales; Agrocybaceae
Exons: 4
Coding region: 1-321 (106 amino acids)
Source: RefSeq, a predicted model, not a curated record